Linum trigynum is the source of this 4835-nucleotide messenger RNA. NCBI's taxonomy places the organism in Eukaryota, Viridiplantae, Streptophyta, Magnoliopsida, Malpighiales, Linaceae. The record is from the annotation of a GenBank genome assembly.
CAGAUUUUUAGGGUUUCCAUCACAAAACGUUGUUAUGGUAUCAGAGCCUGGUUCCCUUGAACCCUAGGCGCCGCCACAACAACCAUGGCUGAUGCAAACGUGAGCAACGAAGGAGCUAAUGCUGCAGCCAACACAAAUGCUGCACUGCAGGAUCCAAUGGCAGAUCCAUACUACUUACAUGGCUCUGAACAACCAGGGCAACUACUGGUCGCGGAGAAACUCACCACAACCAAUUACAAUGAUUGGAACAAGGCAAUGUACAAUGCACUGGGAGCCAAGAACAAGACUGGCUUCAUCAAUGGCACUCUGGUUGAACCUGCACCAGACAGCCCUCAAGCCUGGUCUUGGAACAGGAACAACAUCAUGGUCCUGUCUUGGAUCCAGCAAGCAGUGGAGCCUGGGAUCAGAAAGACAAUCAUGUCUUUCAAGUCAGCAGCAGAAGCAUGGAGGAGCUUAAGAGCUCGAUAUGGACAAGGUGACAUGGUGAGGAUAGCAGAACUGAUAGAGGCACUUGCAACCAUGAAACAAGGUAACCAAACCCUAACUGAGUACUAUGGUGAGAUGAUUGUUGUGAGGGAUGAACUGGAUAACUACCAACCUUUAGAUCCCUGUGACUGUACCCCCACUAGUCACUCUACUUGUAGAGCCAUGAAACAAGUCUUGGGUUACAGAGACACUGGCUAUGUCAUACAGUUCCUAAGGGGACUCAAUGAGAACUACAGCACUGUUAGGUCACAGGUCUUGUUUCAGGACACCCUGCCCUCCAUCGAUAGGGUGUUCCAGAGAAUGUUGCAGCAUGAGAGGCAACAGUAUGGAAGCCACCAGGCCAAAGCUCUUGUUGCAGAAAGCACUGCUUUUGCUUCCCACAGCAACAUACCAGCAAACAAAAGGACCAAGCCAUAUUGUACUUACUGUAAGGCACUGGGACACACUGAAGAUGUUUGUUUUCACAAACAUGGAUGGCCACCUGGCAUGACCCCCAGAGGUGUGACUGCUGCUGGUAAGCCAGUUGAGUGCAACUACUGCAAGAAGCUUGGGCACACAGAAGACAAGUGCUACCAGAAGAAUGGCUACCCUCCUGGCACUGGAAGAGGAAGAGGAAGACCUCAGGUCAAUGCUGCAACCACAGUGAUUGGAGACAAAGGCCAGCAGGAGGUGAAGCUCACCAAGGCUGAGUAUGAGAAGUUCAUCCAAAUGAUGAGCCAGAGCACACAAGCAUCUCCUGGACCGAGCUUCUCAGCUGCAGUUUUCACUACCAGCAAGGCAGAAACAUCAGGUAAAUAUGUUUUCAAUGCUCAAAACAAGGAUCCAUAUAACCAACUAUGGAUCCUGGACACUGGAGCAUCAGACCACAUUGUCUGCUCCCUUUCCCUACUUCAAAACCACAAACAAAUCAGUGGGGUAUUCAUUACCCUCCCCACUGGCCAAAGAGUUGAAGCUAGUCACUCAGGAACAGUGAGAUGCCUUCCAGACUUGGUGCUUGAGGAGGCCUUAUAUGUUCCUCAGUUUAACUUCAACUUAGUGUCUGUCAGUAAGUUGAGCAAGAACAAAUCACUUUGCUUAACUUUCUUUUCUGAUGUGUGUUUGAUCCAGGACAUGCAGCUGAGGAGGAUGACUGGUUCUGCUAAGCUGUCCCAUGGCCUCUACCUAUUAGACAACAUAGACAACUCUAUCAUACCUAAACACACUACUGCAACCAGUAGUGCACCUUUUGAUCUUUGGCACCAUAGACUAGGACAUGUCUCCCAUUCCAAAAUCCCCCUUUUGAGAAACUUGUGUACAUCCAUAGAAACAUACAGUUCUAUACCCUGUGAUGUAUGCCAUUUUGCUAGGCAAAAGAGACUGCCUUUUCCUUCCAGUUCAUCUGUAACUGAGAAUCCUUUUCAGUUAAUACAUACUGACAUUUGGGGGCCACAUCCUGUUCCUAGUUAUGAUGGACAUCGAUAUUUCUUAACUAUAGUUGAUGACUUCUCCAGGAUGACAUGGAUCAUCCUUUUACAAACCAAGGCAGAAGCCAGACCUAAACUAAAAGAGUUUUGCAAUUACAUUGAAAGACAAUUUGACACUUCAGUUAAGAAAAUUAGAAGUGAUCAAGGCAAAGAGUUCAGGAUGAGUGAUUUCUUUCAAAACACAGGGAUUUUCCAUGAACAAUCAUGUGUUGAAACUCCUGAACAAAACAGCAAAGUAGAGAGGAAGCACCAGCACAUACUUGCUGUUGCCAGAGCUCUCAAAUUCCAAGCCAACCUACCAUCUGGUUUCUGGGCAGAUUGUGUGAAACACGCUGUUCACCUAAUCAACAGGGUCCCAACUCCUGUUCUAAACAAUCUCACCCCCUUUGAAAAACUUCACAAAAAACCACCUGACCUUUCCUAUCUCAGAGUCUUUGGCUGCCUUUGUUUUGCCAGCACUCUCCACAACCACAGAACAAAAUUUGAUUCCAGAGCUAGGAAGGGCAUCUUUAUUGGCUUUACAUCAGGGAUAAAGGGGUACAAGAUAUAUGACCUCACCUCCCAUGAAGUUUUCACUUCAAGGGAUGUUCAGUUCCAUGAAAAUCAUUUCCCAUUUCACCAUGAGGUCACCUCCAACCUUCCCUCUGACCUAUACAAUUCCUCACUCACCCCUGCACCCUUUGAUGAUCCUAGUCCUAGUUAUCAGCCCACCACCAACCCCUCUCAUACCCUCAAUGACCUGAACACACUCCACUUUGACUCUGACAGUGACACAGACAACUACACCACCUCUCCUACUCCUACCCAGCACUCACCUCCCACUCCAUCACCCCCACCACCACCACCACCACCACCUCCUGUUCCCACUAGGAAGUCCACCAGAACUCCCAAACCACCCUCACAUCUCCAACUUUACCAUUGCAACCUGCUUCAGCAGUUUUCUUCUACCAGUCAUCCUACUCAGCAGCACAAUCCAGGUAUCACUCACUCACUCAACAAAGUUAUUCACUAUGAUAACUUGUCUCCAACUGACAGACAUUUUGCAUUAAGUAUCUCCUCUUACAAAGAACCAGAAUCUUACAAGGAGGCCAUACUCUCCCCAUUCUGGGAUGCUGCUAUGCAAGAUGAGUUUCAAGCACUUGACAGAAACCAGACUUGGGACAUUGUGGAGGCACCUCCCAAUGUCAAACUCAUUGGUAACAAAUGGAUAUACAAGUUUAAGUUUCUCUCUGAUGGUAGCCUAGAAAGAAGGAAAGCAAGACUGGUUGCUAAAGGCUACACACAACAGGAGGGCAUUGACUACCAAGACACCUUUGCUCCUGUUGUGAAAAUGACCACUAUCAGGUUGUUCCUUGCUCUGGCCUCUAUCCACAACUGGCACAUACACCAGCUAGACAUCAACAAUGCAUUCCUCCAUGGUGACUUGGAGGAAUGUGUCUACAUGAAGCUCCCAGAUGGUUACAAACAACCAGCAGGAAUCAAAAACCCUGUUUGCAAACUCAAGAAAUCUCUCUAUGGCCUAAAGCAAGCAUCAAGACAAUGGUUCUCCAAGCUGGCUGAGAAACUACAAUCACAAGGUUUCACAUCCAGCAAAGUGGAUCACUCCAUGUUUUACAAGGCCACAUCAACUUCCUAUACCUGUAUCCUAGUCUACGUUGAUGACCUUGUAAUUGGAGGAAAUGAUUUGUCUGACAUCAUCAACAUCAAGGCCUACUUGCAUCAAGAAUUCAGCAUCAAAGACUUAGGUGAUUUGAAAUUCUUUCUGGGAAUUGAAGUAUCAAGAUCACCUUCUGGCAUUCACAUUUCUCAACGAAAAUAUACAUUGGAAAUUCUGGAUGAUGCUGCCAUGAUCAACACCAAACCUGUCACUACCCCUAUUGAUUACAAGACACACCUAUCUGCCCAACAUGAUGACCCCUAUCCGGACCCAGAACAGUACAGAAGACUUGUUGGGAAGCUGAUCUAUCUCACUACGACUAGGCCUGACAUUAGCUUCGCCACCCAACAAGUAAGUCAUUUCAUGUCUAAUCCUAGCCAUACACAUUUCAAAGCUGUGAACAGAAUCCUGAGGUACCUCAAAUCAGCACCAUCCAAUGGUCUCUUCUUCCCUUCUUCGUCCACACUGCACUUGAAGGCCUUCAGUGACUCCGAUUGGGCCGCCUGUGUUGACACACGACGCUCUGUGACCGGUUACUGUGUCUACUUGGGUGAUUCCUUGGUGUCCUGGAAAUGCAAGAAGCAGACUACCAUCUCCCGCUCUUCUUGUGAAGCCGAGUACCGUGCCCUCGCCUACACCACCUGUGAAGUGCAAUGGCUCCUGUAUCUGCUUCACGACUUCAAGAUUUCUCAUCCUCAACCCGCUUCCAUCUACUGCGACAACCAGUCUGCCAUCUACAUCGCCGAGAACCCAACCUUCCACGAACGGACGAAGCACAUCGAAUUAGACUGCCACUUCGUUCGCGAGAAGCUCCAUGACGGCACCAUCAAGGUUCUCCAUGUCUCCACUGUCCACCAGCUGGCCGAUAUCUUCACCAAAGCUCUCUCACCAGCCAUUUUUCACAAUCUCCUCUCCAAGCUUGGUGUCCAUGAGCUCUGCCCACCAGCUUGCGGGGGGCUAUCAGAGAAGAAUUCAAAUUCUUCUCAAACCCGCCUUCCAGACGACGGCGUUCCACUGUGCCACCACAACGACGCCGCUUCGACAACGGAUAGAACCCACCACCACAACGACGACGUUCCACUAACUCAAGCCAAACCAAGCAGGACCUGGAGCGACAUCGUUUCAGGGAGAAACAAGGGCGGAUAGACAUUCUCACUUUUGAUCCCUGUACUUCUGUUUUUCUUCACUUUUCCCUUUUCGGACUGUACUUGUAGUUGAAGGAACCUUGU